Messenger RNA from Capronia coronata CBS 617.96, 2037 nucleotides. RefSeq lists its product as uncharacterized. Gene Ontology annotation, biological process: positive regulation of transcription from RNA polymerase II promoter by galactose; DNA-templated transcription. The record is from RefSeq and is a predicted model, not a curated record. The coding region runs from base 1 to 2037 and encodes 678 amino acids. Gene Ontology annotation, molecular function: RNA polymerase II cis-regulatory region sequence-specific DNA binding; DNA-binding transcription factor activity, RNA polymerase II-specific; zinc ion binding. NCBI's taxonomy places the organism in Eukaryota, Fungi, Ascomycota, Eurotiomycetes, Chaetothyriales, Herpotrichiellaceae. The transcript is spliced from 2 exons. Gene Ontology annotation, cellular component: nucleus.
AUGGUCUUGUUCCUUGCCAAAACUGCCGCAACCGCUGUGUCGAGAACAAAUGUACAUAUAGGAAACGGAGUCGGAGGACAAACGCUUCUUGGAGCCUUGGACGUCCGCAAUCAGAUACUCCGGCAAAUUUUGCCUGCGAUUGAUUUUGAACGGUGCCCCGGGGUAUCGAGAGAAUAUAUCACGCGGCUCAUAAGCGACGAACAGGACGACAAGUCGAUUUCGCCAGCAGACGACGGUGAAGACGGCUACGAUGCUAUCCAAGUGCCGGACGUGAUCGAAGAAGCCGACGAGGCUCUGCACGAAUGGAACGAAGUACCUCCGGAAGAUAAUCCUACUCCGCCUGUCGGCGACGACGUUAAUGGGUUGGCCCAAGAGCAAACCCCGCGGCCUCGUCCAGUUUGCUCGCCAACCGGCGCCGCCUUGAGAGCUCUGUUUGCCGCCUGCCCUCCUGCGAAACAGAACUUCUUGCGGCUUGGACGAUCGUUCUUGCACGACCAGAAGUCCAAGACAAAUUCAAGCCCCAUGGGAAGCAAUGACAAGCCGACCACGAUCUCCAAUACGACAUCUCUACCUCUAUUCACGACACAGCAAGGAGCUGUUGAUGCAUAUUUCGAACAGGUCCAUGCCAUCUUUCCUAUGAUCGACGAAGUGUGGUUCAGGAGUGUCUUCUCGAGUCAAUCGCGAACGGAUGAUGCCUGGAAAGCGCUGUCCAACAUGGUUCUCGCUUUAGGAUCCAUUGCAGCCGGAGACGACACCUCACAUUUCUCCUACCACAGCCAGGUGCGGCAAGUGAUUGGUUACAACACUUUCGGAUCUGGAAACCUGGAGACCCUCCAGGCUCUGAUCCUUCUAGGAGGCCUAUAUCUAUACUAUGUCAAUUCACCGAACACUGCGUAUCUGGUCAUGGGGACGGCAUUCCGAAUGGCCAUAGCCAUGCUGCUACAUCGGGAGUCAUCGGCGGCGCCACAGACCCAGGCAGGAUCCUCCACACAUCCGCCCAGGUCCAUGUCUCGAGCCGAGAUCCGGAGGAGGACCUGGUGGUGUCUAGUCUGCGCCGAUUCCUGGAUCGGGAUAUUGUCGAGCCGUCCAAAACCCGACCGGUGGGAUCCGCUCACCAUGGACACAGCCUUGCCUAGUACCCAUAUCGCUCCUGCUCUUGCUGCUGCUCAAGCUGUGCCUGGUCUUGGCCCUGGAGCCACCGGACCGGAGACAAGAGACUGGUUUGGCACGUCGCUUUGGCUCAGUGCGGACUUUUCCAAGGUCUGUACUAAGCUCGGACAUAGAAUGGCCCAAGGGACUCGCAUGACGGCCCAAGAGGUCUUAUCCUUCGAUGACCAGCUCCAGGUAUGGAGCAAGUCUCGUGCCUUGCGAGUCCAAUUGGGGAGCACAUGUCCCAAGUCUGUCCGAAAUAACCUGGGCUUCUUGAUAUGCCAAUUGCAGGUCGCCCGCCUGGUCAUAUCACAACCGCAUGUAUUGCGAUUGGCAGAAGACAGACAGGCCUACGACGCCUUUUCCAACGAGGACUGGCAGGUGGUUUCAAUGUGUCAUAACGCCGCCCACGAAAUCAUUGACGCCAUCUGCUCCAAACCUGGCUUGGACAGGAUAUCAGUUUGGAAUUCGACAUUCGUGCUCUUCCAGGCCUGUGUGACGCUCCUUCUGUCAAUCGCCAUGAGCCAAAAGAAUGGGAAAUUCCCCGACGAUGCCGUCAAUGACUGGCGACGGAGUGUCGAGCGGGCCAUGCUUGUCUUCAAGGAUAUGGCGCCAUUCACGCGACCAGCGGACAGAUAUGGUGAUGUUGUUCAAGCGCUCUAUGACGGGCUAACCGCUCUCAAUGAUAACGGACAGAACCAGGCUUCGUACGGGGACUCGGAGGGAGACACGAGUCACCUUGCCACUCUCGGGGUGGUACCGCCGGACGACACAAUGUCCCUUGACCAAUACGACAUGACGAUGCUAGAACCGUUCCCGAAUUGGCUCGGAUAUGAUUUCUUGUUCGAAGACGAAGUUGUCAACUGGUAUCCUCUCCCUGAUGCCUAG